AUGGUCCUGGUCCCUGAAGCAAAGGACCAAAGCAAGGCAGCGAAGGGCCGGAGAAGGGGCCUGGUGCGGCCCCCCAUGGCCACCCCUACCCUGGCCUGGGCCCCCGACAACCCCUACACGUCCAUGGCAGACUACAGGCACAGCAUCCAGGACAUGGUGCAGCAGCUGAGGAACAGCUCCGAGCCAGGAGACACCAAGUGCCAGGUCAAUCUGAGGCUCUGGAGGUCCAACCGGCGGAGCAUGUCCCCCUGGGCCUACAGCAUAAACCAUGAUGCAACACGCAUCCCAGCAGACAUCCCUGAAGCUCGCUGCCUCUGCACGGGGUGCAUCAACCCUUUCACACUGCAGGAGGACCGCACCAUGGCCAGCAUUCCCAUCUACAGCGGGCUGCCUGUCCGCCGGCUGCUCUGCCCCCUGACAGGUGAGGUUGGGCACAAGGCCUCCAGGAAAACAUGUCACAAGAAGUACCAGAUGGUCAUGGAGACCAUCGCUGUGGGCUGCACCUGCAUCUUCUGAGGCUGCAGAGCUAAUCCCUGCAGCCAUGCAUGAGCAUCUAACCAGCUUGCUCUU
Messenger RNA from Calypte anna (Anna's hummingbird), 570 nucleotides. RefSeq names its product interleukin 17B (gene IL17B). Gene Ontology annotation, biological process: inflammatory response. Gene Ontology annotation, molecular function: cytokine activity. Gene Ontology annotation, cellular component: extracellular region. Lineage: Eukaryota; Metazoa; Chordata; Aves; Apodiformes; Trochilidae. The record is from RefSeq and is a predicted model, not a curated record. The transcript has 2 exons. Bases 1 to 516 code for a protein of 171 amino acids.